Messenger RNA from Halteromyces radiatus, 2692 nucleotides. Its product is annotated as kinase-like domain-containing protein. Gene Ontology annotation, cellular component: cytoplasm; autophagosome. The record is from RefSeq and is a predicted model, not a curated record. Gene Ontology annotation, molecular function: ATP binding; protein serine/threonine kinase activity. Gene Ontology annotation, biological process: autophagosome organization; protein autophosphorylation; autophagy. Lineage: Eukaryota; Fungi; Mucoromycota; Mucoromycetes; Mucorales; Cunninghamellaceae. The transcript is spliced from 10 exons. The coding region runs from base 76 to 2586 and encodes 836 amino acids.
AUCUUCCUUUUUUUUUUACUUGUAAUUUUUAUUAUUAUUAUUAUUAUUAUUCAUAUUAAUAGUUCUUGACAAUCUAUGACAACAAAUACGAAAAAUAUAUCACCGCAUCCAAUUGUCAAGACAGAAAAGUCAAAAGAACCUGAUACAUCUGUUGGUAGUUAUCUUAUCUGUGAAAAAAUAGGUCAAGGUUCUUUUGCAACUGUCUAUAAAGCGCAGCAUAAAGUCUCUGGUCAUUUGGUUGCUAUCAAAUCUGUCUUGCGAUCUAAAUUAACAAAGAAACUAUUGGAAAAUUUAGAAUCUGAAAUAUCUAUUCUUAAAGCUAUACGCCAUGACCAUAUCGUUGGUUUAUCAGAAUGCCAAAAAACUGAUACUCAUAUACAUCUUGUCAUGGACUUUUGUACAAUGGGUGAUUUAUCGCAAUACAUCAAACGAAUACGAAGCAGCAAAACUACUCGAGGUCCUCUUGGUGGUUUACCGGAAAUCACCGUUCGUCAUUUUUUGAAACAAUUAUCAUCGGCUUUACGUUUUUUACGCUCACAAAAUCUUGUCCAUCGUGAUAUCAAACCUCAAAAUUUAUUAUUGGUAUCACCUCAUGAAGAUUCUAAUGAAGAUAUAACAAAUGAACUUCCUAUUCUUCAAGUAGCAGAUUUUGGUUUCGCUCGAUUCUUACCAAAUGCUAGUUUGGCUGAUACCUUAUGUGGAUCACCUCUUUAUAUGGGUCCUGAAAUAUUAUCCUACAAGAAAUAUGAUGCCAAAGCUGAUCUUUGGAGUGUUGGUGCUGUUUUAUAUGAAAUGAUUACUGGUCGCCCACCAUUUCGUGCUCAAAAUCAUUUGGAAUUACUCAAAAAAAUUCAAGAAAAUAAUGAUGUGAUUCGAUUCCCUGAUGAAAAAACCCCUGAAUCUUCUUCCUUGGUUGGUGAUGAUCUCAAAGAUUUGAUUCGAAAGCUUCUCAAGAAAGAUCCAGUAGAACGUAUUUCCUUUGAAGAAUUCUUUGCCCAUCCUGCUAUUCUCCAUGGUGAAAAUUCGUUAUCAUCAAGAGCAACUCCUUCAGUUAGGUAUUCGUCAUCAUUAUCUCCUCAUCCAACAACAUCGAAACCCAUUACAAAACAUCGUCAUGAUCAACCUACAACUACAUAUGAAACACCUCCAUUUGCUCAAGCGUCAUCUUUACCAACUCACCAAGACCCUCGAAAAGUGGGUCCAAUAUCACCUCCUUCAUCAAGACAUAAUCGAAAUAGACCUUAUAGAGAUAUCAGUAAUGGGAAUCCUUCUCCGAUUCAUUCACGUGGUCGAUCUGGGAAAGCGGUUGAGUUCAAUGACUUGCAUGAAUCAGGGGCGGUGAUCAAAAGAUCGACUCGACAUGGUGAAGAAGAAGAUGUUUUACAAGAAUACGUGGUACUGGAUAGACGAAUCAUUGAAACGAAUCAAUUUGCUGAUGAAAUCAAUGCUUCACCACAUAACGAAGAUGGAAAUCGACAACGAGGUGAUUCAAUAGGGCAAGUGGCCAUCCCACGACGAAAAUCUUCAUCUUCUUCUGAUCAAACUGGAUACCCACCAUCAUCUACUUCACCCAAUACUCCACCAUUCGUUGUUUCUCGUGAACGAAGGAUUAGUGCGGGAACGGCUGGAUCUGCUCUCGCCAAAGCAUUAUCUAUGGCUUCUGAACGACUUUUUGGGACUGGACAUUCACCACCAAACUAUAAUCGUUUACAAAAUACUAUGGUAGGUUCUCCACGUGGAUUUUUAAUUAGCGCUGCUGCUGCUCAAGAUAUGGAAGAAGAAACAAAUACUUGUGAUGAAGACGAUGACAAGACAAUGGCAAUGAUUGAAAAGGCAGCAUGUAUGGGACACGCAGUAGCCAAGUUUGCAGAUAUUAAAUUUGAACUUCUUGUUGGUGGUCGUGGUGGUAUUGGAAUGGCAAAUGAAUCUACUUUGGCUGCUGAAGCAUUAGUUCUUCAUCUCAAGGCAUUGGCAUUAUUGGAAUUGGGUUUUGAAACAGCAAAGAAAUAUUGGCAUCGACGACGUUCCAUCAACUCUCCAUGGCAGCAACAACAAGAUAAUUUGAAUUCAAAACCUUCUGCAAUACGAUUGAAUGAUGCAGUACAAUGGAUGCGUGAACGGUUUAAUGAAUGUCUAGAUCGUGCAUCUUUUGAGAAAUCAAAAUGUGAUCAAUAUGAUGAUUCAUUAAAUGGAAACAAUCCUUGUGUAGAAAAGCUAUUAUAUGACCGUGCACUUGAAAUGAGCCGUGCAGCUGCAGUACAUGAACUUGUUGGGGAGAACAUUGCAGAGUGUGAACAAGAUUACAGAACAGCUAUAUGGAUGCUUGAAGCAAUCUUGGAAGUAUGUGAUGAUACAGAAGUGACAAUUGAAGAAGAGGAUCGAAAAAUCAUUAAUAAAUUUAUUGAUUCCAUUCAACAACGUAUAUCAGUCUUACGGAAAAAAAUACUUGAUCAAAAAGAACAACAAUACCCUUAUCAUAACAACAACAACAACAACAACAAUAGUGGCAGAAACAUGAUGACUACAGCAACAACAGCUACUAUUGGUCAAACUACUCAAACUUACAUUGCAACCGAAGGAAGAUGAUUUUUAUAGUUUUCUUACAUUUUGUAUACAUUUGUCUUCCUAUUUGUAUAUAUGGUUUUCUUUUUAAUAGUUUUCUUUUGACAAUAAAGAUCAUUUUUACACAAAC